CAUGGGCGAGCUGGGCCCGGACGGCGAGGCCGGCAACACGUACAGCCUGCGGCCCGGCUUCCAGCGCCGAUUUAAACCUUCUGCUGUGAAAGAAUGUAUCCAUGCAAUACUGAAAGAGAAGUUGACCAAUGUGCAGUAUGUCCCAGAAGAAAUGCCKCAACUUACAAAAUCCUUAUCAGAGACGAUAAAAGAUCGACUGAAAGAUGAAGGAUUUGACAGAUACAAAAUGGUUGUGCAGGUUGUGAUUGGAGAGCAGAGAGGAGAAGGAGUGAACAUGGCUGCACGAUGUUUCUGGGAUGCUGACACCGACAGCUACGCUCAUGAUGUUUUUAUGAAUGACAGCCUGUUUUGUGUGGUGGCUGCAUUUGGCUGUUUCUACUAUUGAAGAUGGCAAAUAUUGCACAAAAGGACUGGGGGAGAGGAAGAGGGGAGAUUUAUGUUGUUUUUUGCUAACAUACUGUAAAGAAUCAGGUCCUUCCAUUUUUUAGAAUAAGAAAGUACAGCUUUGCAAAACCCAUCCUACACCUGUUACACUACAACAGCCCUUCUUCCUUGAURUGAAUAUAGCUUUAAACAGAUUAUUGCUAUGUCCUUUAUUUAAAACACCCUUUGUUUCGUAUAAAGUCAGCUGGUUUUCUUCCAGAAAAGCAUGCUGCUAAUGACCAUUCUUUCUAAGACAAACUCAGCUUUUGUCU
Nothoprocta perdicaria is the source of this 695-nucleotide messenger RNA. RefSeq names its product Tctex1 domain containing 2 (gene DYNLT2B). NCBI's taxonomy places the organism in Eukaryota, Metazoa, Chordata, Aves, Tinamiformes, Tinamidae. Gene Ontology annotation, cellular component: cytoplasmic dynein complex; cytoplasm. The coding region runs from base 2 to 385 and encodes 127 amino acids. Gene Ontology annotation, biological process: microtubule-based movement. Gene Ontology annotation, molecular function: dynein intermediate chain binding. The record is from RefSeq and is a predicted model, not a curated record. The transcript has 5 exons.